Molecule: messenger RNA, 3648 nt
Organism: Chanos chanos (milkfish)
Lineage: Eukaryota; Metazoa; Chordata; Actinopteri; Gonorynchiformes; Chanidae
Gene: sulf1
Product: sulfatase 1
Exons: 20
Coding region: 1-3648 (1215 amino acids)
Biological process (GO): heparan sulfate proteoglycan metabolic process; glomerular basement membrane development; positive regulation of Wnt signaling pathway
Cellular component (GO): plasma membrane; endoplasmic reticulum; cell surface
Molecular function (GO): glycosaminoglycan binding; N-acetylglucosamine-6-sulfatase activity
Source: RefSeq, a predicted model, not a curated record
AUGGGGAAUUUCUGGGAAGGUGUGGCUUUACGUGGCUGCCCCUGGUUCGUUGAGAAAGUGCCACCGGAGUCAGCGCUGCUCACUAGCCCUAAUAAAGCAGAGUUUGAGGAGUUUGUUGAAGCCCAGGAGGCUGAGGGUUUUGAGGUUAACUACUCAGCAUCUAAGCCACAUUACCGCUCGGGUCAACAGGGGUUCAGGGUGCAUGAAAAUAUGUGGUUUGAGGCCUACUACAGCUACACACUUCGCCUCUCUUCCAUCAUGAAGCUGCUCAGCCUGGCCUGGGUGGUGGCUCUGAUCGUUUCCAUGGUGCCAGGUUGCUCUGGUUUCACCACACGAAGUCAGGGUCUCCGUGGCCGGGUCCAACGAGACCGUCGGAACAUACGGCCCAACAUCAUUCUUAUCAUGACUGAUGACCAGGAUGUGGAACUUGGUUCUUUACAAGUGAUGAACAAAACUCGUAAGAUCAUGGAGGAUGGUGGUACCACUUUCACCAAUGCCUUUGUUACUACACCAAUGUGCUGUCCAUCACGUUCCUCAAUGCUAACGGGGAAGUAUGUUCACAACCACAACACCUACACCAACAAUGAGAACUGUUCGUCACCAUCUUGGCAAGCCCAACAUGAACCCCGCUCCUUUGCUGUCUAUCUCAACAACACUGGAUACAGGACAGCUUUCUUCGGGAAGUACCUCAACGAAUACAACGGCAGCUACAUUCCGCCUGGGUGGCGAGAAUGGGUGGGACUGAUCAAAAAUUCCCGCUUCUAUAAUUACACCGUCUGUCGGAACGGCAUCAAGGAGAAGCACGGUGCUGACUAUGCCAAGGACUACUUCACCGAUUUGAUCACAAAUGACAGCAUUAACUUUUUCCGGAUGUCCAAGCGCAUGUUCCCACACCGACCGGUGAUGAUGGUGAUCAGUCAUGCAGCACCGCACGGACCCGAGGACUCUGCACCCCAGUACUCCGAGCUCUUCCCCAACGCCUCCCAGCACAUAACACCCAGUUACAACUAUGCACCCAAUAUGGACAAACAUUGGAUCAUGCAGUACACAGGCCCUAUGAAGCCCAUUCAUAUGGAGUUCACCAACUUCCUGCACAGGAAGAGACUUCAGACAUUGAUGUCUGUGGAUGACUCAGUGGAGAAGAUCUAUCAGACACUGGUGGACACUGGAGAACUGGACAACACUUAUAUAAUUUACACAGCAGACCAUGGAUACCACAUAGGGCAGUUUGGCCUGGUCAAGGGGAAGUCCAUGCCAUAUGAUUUUGACAUCAGAGUGCCCUUCUUUGUGAGGGGGCCCAAUGUAGAACCAGGGGCGGUAAACCCUCAGAUUGUCCUGAACAUUGAUCUAGCUCCCACCAUCCUGGAUAUUGCUGGAUUGGACACUCCACCUGACAUGGAUGGCAAAUCAGUCCUCAAGCUGCUGGAGCAGGAAAAGACAGGCAACAGAUUCAAACCAAACCGAAAACCCAAAGUCUGGAGGGACACAUUCCUCGUAGAAAGAGGCAAAAUCCUGCGCAAGAAAGAAGACACAGGAGGCAGCCUGAACACACAGCACACAAACAGCUUGCCCAAGUACAAGAAGGUGAAGGAGGUGUGUCAGCAGGCUGAGUUUCAGACACCGUGUGAGCAACCAGGACAGAAAUGGCACUGUAUCGAGGAGAUCACAGGGAAAUGGCGCUUACAGAAAUGUAAGGGCUCUUUGAAGGAGGGUCCAAGGAAGAGAACCAGGAGCCUGGCCUCACGCGGUUAUAACAGCCGCGAGAAAGAGUGCGAUUGCGGGGACAGACCCUAUAAAAGUGCCAAGGCAGAGCGCCGUGCCCAAAGGCAGUUCACUCAAGGCAACAGCCAGCGCUACAGGCCUCGGUUUGUGCACACCCGGCCUGCCAGAUCUCUGUCAGUGGAGUUUGAGGGCCAGAUCUAUGAUGUGGACCUGCAGGCCGACGAGUCAUCUCUGCGACCACAGCCAAUCAGCAAACGGCAUUAUGAGCCAGACGAAGCCUUUGACUCGGACUUUGGACUGGAAUCAGACGAUGGAUCAGAAGAGAUGCUGGCUGAUGACACAAACGCUGUGGGAUACCCCAACUCACUCAAAGUCACACACAAAUGUUAUAUACUAAUGAAUGACACGGUGCACUGUGAGAGAGAAAUCUACCAGUCUUCCAAAGCCUGGAAGGACCAUAAGAGCUAUGUAGACCAAGAGAUUGAACUGCUACAAGAUAAGAUGAAGAAACUGCGUGAGGUACGAGGUCACUUGAAGAGGAGAAGACCAGAUGACUGUGACUGUGGAAAGAAAAGCUACUAUAGCAAAGAGAAAGGGCAGAGAAACAAACCUGAAAGAUUGAAGAACAGGAAUGACCAUCUGCACCCCUUUAAGGAUGCAGCGCAAGAAGUGGAUGACAAGACCCAGCUCUUUAAUGAGAUUCGGAGGAGAAAGAAGGAGAGAAAGGAAAGGAAGAGGCAGAGGAAAGGGGAUGACUGUAGCUUGCCAGGCCUCACCUGCUUCACACACAACAACGACCACUGGCAGAGCGCCCCCUUCUGGAACUUGGGAGGGUUCUGCGCAUGCACGAGCUCCAAUAACAACACGUACUGGUGUUUACGGACCAUCAACGAAUCCCACAACACCCUCUUCUGUGAAUUUGCCACAGGGUUUCUGGAGUAUUUUGACCUGAACAGUGAUCCUUAUCAGUUGACGAACACCGUAUUCUCCGUGGAGAGGGAGGUUCUGAAUCAACUCCACCUGCAGCUGAUGGAGAUGCGGAGCUGCCAAGGACACAAACAGUGCAGUCCUCGACCCAAAAGUCAGGAUGCAGUUCACAGCCAGCAUGGGACGGACGAAAAGGUUAAGCUGCCGAAUUUCACAGAGGAUGUCAACUGGCAAGGACUGGCUGACUUGUACAGUGUCAAUGAAAGUCUAUAUGAACGCAGGCACGACUACAGUCCCAGCCUGGACAACUGGAUGAACUUUCAGAAGGAUGUAGAUAGUAUGUUUGCACUGCUGAGCAUUUUGAAUAAACUCAAUCAAACUGAUAAGCUUGACCCCCUGACUGAGACGGGCUCAGGUGCCGGGGCCCUGGAGGACUCGAGCGGUGAGGGGGCUCCUGUCGGGGGCAGCUGGUCCCCCCCUGCGGUCACAAUAACCCCCAUCAUCCCUGGCUCACACAGCACAACCGCCAGCAUGCUUCAUGGGACGAACGUGUCGCUGAAUGAUCUUCCUGAGGGACUUCCGACCGUGGCCAGCUUUAGGAGGGAUCGGUCCAGAGGGGAUACGUGGAUGCAGGAGCUGGAGAAAGGGCUGGAUAACGAUGGGUUGACCUUCAGCGGCAAUGGCCUCACCGAGCUGGAAACGCACCACGACUUAUUUCUCCGCGCCUCCAUCAACCUCCAGGCGGAGCUGGGCAUUAGUCAGACUUUGGAGCACCAGGAGGAGGAUGAUGAGGACAUAUUUGAAGCCCAGGGUUAUCUCCCCCUGUCACCUCAGCCGGCCAGACCUAACACACAGGUCCGUGACAGUUCCAUACCUCCAUCGGAAGCGCCCCAAAAGACGGAGACUGUCACCCUCUGGCCGCUACAUCACAAGUCCCAGGACCCUCAGGACUCAGAGGGCAGUGGCUUGGACAAUGUCUCCUUCAAUAAAACUGUCUGA